UAGAGGCAUUGCAAUGUCAGUGUCGUUCAUCCAUUUAGUAAACACUGCUGUAGUGUACCAUCUGAUUGAUAGGCAAUCACACCCUUUUUAUACUAAUAUUUAUUUAACUUAAAUAAUAUCGUUAAAAAUUCCUAUUGCUUUUAGUUGAAAACCUGGCAGAAAUGCUCUGUCUGAUCUUUACCUUAACUAGGGUGCGUUUUCCAAAAGCAACUAUGUUCGCAAGUUUGAUACUAAGUUACCAAGAUCAGCGGAAUUUGAAACCAUAUCUGCUAACGGUGGGAGAUGCGCACCACUGGAUUGAACUGUAAACAAGAAGGUUUACGAGAAUCCGCAGAAACAUUACCCUUAAUGCGGAAGUAGGAAGUAAAUAAAUAAAAAAAACAUUUACACCUUCAAGACGAUCCUCGAUCUUUGUGUACUUCGUGUCUGUUCUGAUUUUGUGUUUGACGCCAUAAAUGAUUAUUGAACUUAAGUGUAGUAGUACGUUAGAUGUGCGGCGACUGAAGCAGCGCUGAAGUGAUCUUCACUGUCAAGCUGUUGAAUCUAUGCGGUCCACUGGAGCAUAUGCACCUGCCUUAAGAAAAGGUUAACGCAUUUUACUAUUUGACGGACCGAAAGUAAUACGUAGCAUGGAUGUUCUUCUGGCGGCAAUAGAGAUACUAACGAACCCAUCUGGACACGAAGAGCACUUGAUUAAGGUGAGCGAAGAGAAGCCAGAUCCAAGCCCACCUUCUUGUGGUCAACCCAGUGUGUUUGGCAUUUGUGUGGAGUUAAAAAAAGAUGCUGAUCUUAAGGAUGAGGAAGCCUCUGUCAUGUGUCCAGCCAAUCCGGAUUCAUUCCUCCAGGAUUCAAGAAUCAUGCUCACAGAUAGGGAAGAUGCUGGAGUUCCAAAACAAGAAACUGGUAAAAGAAAAAGGAGAAAAAGGAAAAAUACAGGAGUCCGCUCUAACAGAUCAGUUCACCAUUGCUUUAUAUGCGGACGAAACUUCAAAACAUCAGUUCACUUUAAAAGACAUAAACUAGUUCAUUCAGGAGAGAGGCCUCAUGGUUGCACUGAAUGUGGCAAGAGGUUCAUCACAUCUUUUGAACUAAAAGUGCAUCUGCGUGUUCAUUCAGGAGAAAAACCCUACCACUGUUCUGAAUGUGGCAAGAGCUUUGCUCAGUCGGGCUCCUUUUCUAAUCACCGCAGACUUCAUAAAGGUGAAAAACGCUACCACUGCCCUGAGUGUAACAAGGGUUUCCAGCAACUUAUAGAUCUACGAAUUCACCAAAGGAUUCAUACGGGAGAGAAGCCGUACCUGUGCUCACAAUGCUGGAAGGCCUUUACUACAUCCGGUGCGUUACGAGUUCACUUACGAACUCACACUGGUGAAAAACCUUACGAGUGCAAAGAAUGCGGGAAGACGUUCUGCCAGCUGGGCGGACUUAAAGUUCACAGGCGCGUUCAUUCAGGAGAAAGGCCUUACGCGUGCCCCGUGUGUGAGAAGCGCUUCAAGGGACAUGCCAAUUUGAUCGCACACAAGCGCAUUCACACAGGAGAAAAGCCUUAUUCAUGUACUGUGUGCAAAAAAACAUUCACUGACAGCAGGAGACUAAAAGAGCACCAACCACCUGAGUCAGAAAAGAGAGAGUUUAGUUGCGGCAUCUGUAGUGAAGUUUUCGGUGUGCUCUGUCUACUUAAAGAGCACCAGCAAUGUCACAAAGGAGAGAAGCAUUAUCAUUGUACUGAUUGCGGAAAGGCCUUUACUCAUAUGUAUUUACUGAGGAGUCACCAGCGCGCUCACUCGGAUGAGAAGCCCUAUUCUUGCACUGAAUGUGGAAAGUGCUUCCGCCGUUCAUAUGAGCUGAAAAUGCAUGUGAACACUCACAGUGAAACACGACCUCAUCCUUGCUCUGAGUGUGGAAAGAGCUUCCGCAGGACUGCGGAGCUUAGGAUACAUCAGAGAGUACAUACGGGAGAAAAGCCUUAUACCUGCUCCAUCUGCGGCACAGGCUUCAAACAGACAUCUCAAGUCAAAGUGCAUGAGCGCACUCACACAGGAGAAAGGCCGUUCCUCUGCCCGGAUUGUGGGAAGACCUUUAAAGACAAGAGAAGCCUGCUAACACACCAGAGAGUGAACCAUAAAUAAAGAAGCUCCUAAAUGAAACAUCCCUUUUUCAUGAUAAUUUUGUCAAAUCAAAAUAAGCUUUUAGAGAUAUUUAUUGAAAAGGGUUUUAACAAUAUUUUUCAUGCUUCUUUAAUUAACAAUGAACAAUUAUUGUGCAUGCACCUGUGGAACAGUUUACAGGCGGUAGACAAUUGAGGUCACUGUGACAAUAACUUCGCGCAGGUCCUCUGAUCUCCUGUGUGAACAUGCCAUAGUCCUGCUGAGGACUGCAGAUAUGGACAGAGCAAUAAACUGCAGUGUCUAAUGUAAGACGCCUAAGAAAAUGUAUUUUUUAUGUUCAUGCAAAUUUGUACACUUUAGGACAUUUGCUGGGGGAAAAGCAGUUAAAAUUGAGAUGGUGGUUCCUUUUUUUGAUGAGUUUAUAUAAUUUUCCAAUAUAUUAUUUGGUGUUGAAAUCACAUCGGUCAUAGUGGUGAAGUUUUAACAUGCUAAUUGCUGUAGGCAAUUACUCUGUUGGUUGUAAAUUCAAAUAACUUAUGAUUUUAUUCUUGCUUGUGUUUGGGGGUUAUGUUCUGGAAUAUGAAUAUCAUAUAUUAUUCAUUAUUUAAGGGUUAUUCAGCAAGAAAUACUCUGUCAGGCCUUUCCGUGGAUUUUCAGGGUUUUCAUACAGGUAGGAUUUGUUUGUAUUGUAUAUGAUAGGUGACAGUGAAGUAUUUGCAUUUAAUAUACAUGAAUGAUUUCUAUUUAUUUCACAUAUAGUACAUUUUCUUAUUGUAUAAUUAAAUCAAUGUGAAAAACUAUUUUAAGGCACAAUGUAAAGACCUUUAUUUUUAUUUUUAUGUAUUAAAUGAACAAUUAUAUCACAAACCUUUACACAAAUAAAUUCUCUCUCCUUUA
Pimephales promelas (fathead minnow) is the source of this 3005-nucleotide messenger RNA. RefSeq lists its product as uncharacterized. Gene Ontology annotation, biological process: regulation of transcription by RNA polymerase II. Gene Ontology annotation, molecular function: RNA polymerase II cis-regulatory region sequence-specific DNA binding; DNA-binding transcription activator activity, RNA polymerase II-specific. The record is from RefSeq and is a predicted model, not a curated record. Gene Ontology annotation, cellular component: nucleus. Lineage: Eukaryota; Metazoa; Chordata; Actinopteri; Cypriniformes; Leuciscidae.